CAGCCAUCCCCAAAAGUUAUUUGUUUGCCUCUCAUCAGUUGGGGUUCGCCGAUAGCCUUCUUUCCCACUCUCACCUUCUAUCUGGCACCAACAACAUAACCUACUCUUCUAACACUUCGCCAUGCUUUAUGACAGUUCUUCGGUUGCCUCCCCGGCUUCGCAGGAUUCCGCGCCCAUGGAUGAAUCCGAUUCCGAUGACGACGUUUUCCAGACGACCAACGCCAACGGAAAAGUAGACGACGAUGACGAUAACAAGUAUCCCGUUGAUGGACUCUAUGCGAGCGAAACAGAGAAGGAGGAGAUUUUAGCCAUGCCUGAGCUCGACCGAGAACAAUUGCUUUCCCAGCGCCAGGAGCAUGUCGACCGCCAGCGGCAAAACACGCUGCUACGUCAGCUACUAUUGAAGACGAGAGAGGAUGAUAGCCAGUCAGACAAGAAGCGCAAAGCGGGUUCCGCCGACCUAGAUGACCCUCAGCGGAAGACCUCACGGCAGAGAACGAGAGUCGGUGGAUCAAAGGUGGGCGAAACGAGCGCGGGAAUCGAGUCCCUCCGCCGUGCCCGAGCCGAGAAGAGCGAUCGGCUGCGCCGUAGAGAGGAGGAUCGGGAACGUAACAAGAAGUCGUAUUCCGCCUCGCGCGAUAGUCCCGACCAUGACAUCGAUGGCGACAGCGACGGUGGCUGGGCGGGCGCAUCUAGAGACAGACAUUCCAAGUCGCGAACCCCGGAAGUUAAGGAGAUUCCAUUUGCCGACUUGCGUGACGUUGAGCGAAUCCGACUAGGUCGCACCCGGUUUGCCCAAGUCUGUUUCUUUCCUGGAUUUGACGAAGCCAUUACCGGUUGUUACGUUCGUGUUUCGCUUGGUCCGGGUCCCGAUGGCGUGGCUGUCUAUCGGAUGGCCGUAAUUAAAGGCUUCACGAAAGGCAAACCGUAUGCUAUGAAUAAGCCAAACGGUCAACCUUUUGUCACCGAUCAAUACAUCAAGGCCGCCCACGGCAAAUCCGAGAGGGAUUGGCCAUUCAUCAUUUGCUCCGAUUCCCCAUUCACCGAUGCCGAGUUCAACCGCUACAGAAAGGUCUGCCAGGAAGAAGGCGUCGUUUUUCCCAGAAGACCAACAUUAGAUGCUAAGAUUAACGACAUUAAUGCCCUCAUAAACCAUACCUGGACUAACACUGAGGUCAAUGCCAAGAUUGAACGAGAGCGAGCUCUUCUCAGUAAAUUCCAACCCACGGAGCGGAAUCGGCUAGUGAAAUUAAUUGAUGAGGCUAAAGAACGUGGAGAUGAUGCGCGAGUUUCGGAGCUGCAAGACCAGCUAGACUCCCUUGAGACUCCGCGCUUGGCGUUUAAGACAAGCUUGACGCCAUCUUCCAAGUCUACAAACUCGGCUCCCUCGCAGCAGGAGCGCUUAGCUGCCUUGAAUGCCGAGAAUCGCCGGCGCAACGUGGAAGCAGUGCGCAAGGCACAAAUGAGCGAGAAGGCGAAAGCGCGCCAGAUCGAGGCCCGCAUUGCACGAGGAGAAGACGUUGACGGAGACACCUCGCGCCGUCUCAAAACCAAGCCCAAGUUCAUGCAGGAUAUCAACGAGUCCGGCGAGCAAAAGUCGACGCCUACCAAUGGCAGCGGUGCAUCUACGCCGGCCAACGGAACGCCGAAGCAGACUGCCACUACGAAGUCGGUGGUGCUACCUCAUCUACAGAAGCUCCAGGUACAAAACCACCAGACAGGCAAGGAUAAGAAGGGGAUGCCGCAGAUCCAUAAGCCAAUCGUAGAUGAUGAUAUCAUCGCAUCUCUGGAUCUUGAUAUCGAGGUUGAUAUCGACUAGACGGCUGAAGGGACGUAACGAGGUGUAAAUUACUCUGGCACAUAUGCAAUUUGUGCUUCGGUCUAAUUCUUAUACCACACAUGGACCGAGGAAUAGGGCAUUGAACCUGCAUUACGAGAGCUGCGCUAUCGCGAGCUCGUUCACUUAG
Annulohypoxylon truncatum is the source of this 1967-nucleotide messenger RNA. Its product is annotated as plus-3-domain-containing protein. The transcript has 3 exons. Bases 122 to 1819 code for a protein of 565 amino acids. Gene Ontology annotation, molecular function: DNA binding; RNA polymerase II C-terminal domain phosphoserine binding. Gene Ontology annotation, cellular component: Cdc73/Paf1 complex. The record is from RefSeq and is a predicted model, not a curated record. NCBI's taxonomy places the organism in Eukaryota, Fungi, Ascomycota, Sordariomycetes, Xylariales, Hypoxylaceae.